AUGCCCACUACAAACAACAACAACAACAUCACCACAGUGGCUGUUUCAUACACCCAACCCAUCAUCACCGUCGACGAUGAAGACGAUUAUUUCCUAACCUCCAAAUCCCUCUUCUCUCAGAAUCAUGAAUUUUCAUUUCGGUCCGAAUUUUCGGAAUUUCUCGAAGAAGAACAAGUGGAUUCAACUCCUCGAGAAAUUCUCUCCAAUCCCAACACAACAUCCAUCAUCCGAACAACAUCAAAAGACUCUUCUUCUCUUCAUGACUCUCCAAACAGUAAAACUAGUAAUACUAAUAAUAGUAGUAAUAAUAGUAAUAGUGAUGAUGAAAUGGUCACUCCUCCUCGAACAUUCGCCAAACAUGAAAAUUUCGACAGCAGCUGCUACACGUUGCACAACUGUUCCACAACCUUUUCCAAUCGUCAUGAAAAUUCUCAAUCUUUAAAUGUUUCAUUUGUUUCCACUUUCAGUUCAUUGAUUAAUGAAAGUAGUUUUUGUCUUUCCUCUUCUUCUUCUUCUUCGAUGAGCAUUGAAACAAGAACAACACCACUCUCUCUCAUGACACCACAUCGACCACAUCGACCACUAUUACCCAAUGAACCACAGAGUACAACAACAAUUAUUUCAUUGAGUAAUAUCCAACCAUCCUCUUCAUGUGGUGGUGGUCAUGGUGGUGACGAUGGUGAAAAUGAUGAUCAUUCCUUGCUCACGUUUGAGGAGGAUGAAACUUUUAGUUUCGUGGAAUCUCCUUGUAAACAAAUCUCUUGUACAACCUCUCAUGAAGACUCUCUUGUACAACGGAAUUAUGUGCCAGAUACCAAUUGUUUGUCACCUCCAAUGUUGUUGAAGAAGAGUCAAUUAAUCAAAGAUUCAGAGUUCUUUUCUAAAUAUGGUAAUGUUGAGAGAAGAGCUACAUUGACACCAGUGUCAUUUGCAUUUCUAACACAACAUCAAACUCAAAGAAAUAGUUUAUCAAAGAAGGGAAAUUUCAUUCAUCGACUUUCGAUUCGAAAAUUGGAUGAUACCAUUGAUAGCAACCAUUCAAACACUCCGCUGAUGUUUUUGAAAAAUCUUGUCACACUUCAAAAAUCCAACAGAACGAGUCCUUCUUCUCCAUCUUCCUCCUACUGCCAUUCAAAUACUCCAAUAAGUAAUAACAUACUUCACCAAAUGAUCACAAAUCAUGGAGUAAGCGUCCAUGAAUUAAGUCAAAUCCAUGAUGUGGUUCUUAUCUUUUUACGAAGUUUCACAUGCCCUUUUACAAAAUAUUCCAUUUCUGACAUGACCAAAGAAUACCAACAUUUGCUCAAUAUGAAUACUCUUCCAGUCUUUGUUCAUCAAGGAAGUGGAUUUUUGGAACAUGACAUGUUUUCUGAAAGGGUAGAAACCAGAAAGUGUGAAAAAAAGGGACUCACACGUUUAUGGAGAAGUUUCUAUAAGAGCACUUCUAGAAAUGACAAUUCUUCUCAGCGUCUCGUAUCAAGCAGAGAUAGCCUUCACACCAUUUUUGGAGCAAAUUGUGUACAAUCGGAUCAAGAAAGUUUCACUCUUUACAAGAGUUUGAUCGAAGACUAUCAUAGAGUUUCAGAUCCCACUGGUUACUUAUUUUUCAAUCACUUUAACAUUCGAAAGCUACCCAUGAAAUCUCUCAUUAAUCUAAGUUCAUUAUUUUCUGCAAUUACCAUGACAUUACAAGGUUAUAGUGUUGGAAUUUGUACCAAUCAUUUGUCUCAAGUUCACCGAUUGCCAGUCAUGUUUCGAGUUUCAAAAGGUGAAAUUUGUGAACAAUUUACCUUUGUGGACUUGCAAGAUAAACCUGAUUACAUUGAUUAUCUUGUCGAUGCUAAUAGUGAAGAAAGUGUGAAUUUAGAUUAUGAAUUUUUAACAUUGUCUCCAUUGAAGCCAAACAAUGGAUUCAAGAAGUCAGAUCCAUCCAUCCCUGAAGUCAUUCACUCACAAAAUAUGAACUGUGUGACCAUUCAUCCAGACAAAUACAUUUACUCAAAUAACAUUUCUUCAGUGCCAACAGAUCAAUUAAGAGACAUGAAUGAUAACUUUGAAAAGAAUUCAAGUGAACAUGGAAACAAACUUCGCAAAACAUUUUCAUGCUUUUUUGGAAAUCAACAUGGCUCUCCUAAAAGUUCACCAAAGAGAAACAACACUGGAUCGAGUAUGGAUGAGCUUCUCUCAAGAAGAUCAAAUUUACAAAUUUUAACAAGUACGGACGCUUUGAAAUCUGCUCGAAAUGAACUUUUUUCUUCUCUCUCGGAUAUUAUGAAUGAUCCCAGAAGUAGAAUGGAAUUCAAGAAUUAUUGUGAAAUUUCACAUCACCUGAAUACGUUUUGUUUGUAUGACAAAUUGAAGUAUUACUAUCAAACAUUAUUGGAUGUCAAGACAAACCAACAAGUGAACAUUCAAACUCUCAAAUGUAUUGCCUUAACCAUAUUGAAAACAUUCCUAAAUGAAGAAAGUAAGGCAUUUGUCUUUUCAAUUCAGCCACACACGAUUGAGAAGGUGAAACAAACAUAUGAAAAGGAAGGACUUGUGAAAUCAUUAUUUGAUCCUUUGUUGCACGAAAUGGAGACACACAUCUUACCUCCUCUUGUACGAAAUUUCAAAUAUCAAUAA
This is a messenger RNA of Naegleria fowleri, 2625 nucleotides long. RefSeq lists its product as uncharacterized. NCBI's taxonomy places the organism in Eukaryota, Heterolobosea, Eutetramitea, Acrasida, Naegleriidae. The record is from RefSeq and is a predicted model, not a curated record. Bases 1 to 2625 code for a protein of 874 amino acids. The transcript has a single exon.